GCGGCUCGGCACGGCCCGCGCAGCCCCGCGCAGCCCCAUGGCCCUCAUCAUGGAGCCCGUGAGCAAGUGGUCGCCGAGCCAGGUCGUGGACUGGAUGAAAGGUUUGGAUGACUGUCUGCAGCAAUAUAUUAAGAAUUUUGAGAGAGAGAAGAUCAGUGGUGACCAGCUACUACGGAUUACUCAUCAAGAACUAGAAGAUCUUGGAGUCACACGCAUUGGUCAUCAGGAGCUUAUCUUGGAAGCAGUUGACUUGCUCUGCGCAUUGAAUUAUGGCUUGGAAACAGAAAAUCUAAAAACCCUUUCUCACAAAUUGAAUGCAUCUGCCAAAAAUCUGCAGAACUUCAUAACUGGGAGGAGGAGGAGUGGUCAUUAUGAUGGACGGACGAGCCGCAAAUUGCCAAAUGACUUUCUGACAUCAGUAGUAGAUCUGAUUGGAGCAGCAAAAAGUCUACUGGCUUGGUUGGACAGAUCACCUUUUGCUGCUGUGACAGAUUACUCAGUUACAAGAAAUAAUGUCAUACAGCUCUGUCUGGAACUAACAACAAUUGUACAACAGGAUUGUACAGUAUAUGAAACAGAGAAUAAAAUUCUUCAUGUGUGUAAAACUCUCUCUGGUGUCUGUGAUCAUAUUAUCUCACUCUCUUCCGAUCCUCUGGUUUCCCAGUCUGCCCACCUUGAAGUGAUCCAGCUUACAAACAUCAAGCCAAGUGAAGGGCUGGGUAUGUACAUUAAAUCAACAUAUGAUGGUCUCCAUGUAAUUACUGGAACAACAGAAAAUUCACCUGCAGAUCGGUGCAAGAAAAUCCAUGCUGGAGAUGAAGUGAUUCAAGUUAACCACCAAACUGUGGUGGGGUGGCAGUUGAAAAAUUUGGUGAAUGCACUACGAGAGGAUCCGAGUGGUGUUAUCUUAACUUUGAAAAAGCGACCUCAGAGCAUGCUUACCUCAGCACCAGCUUUACUGAAAAAUAUGAGAUGGAAGCCCCUUGCUCUGCAGCCUCUUAUUCCUAGAAGCCCUACAAGCAGUGUUGCUACGCCAUCCAGCACUAUCAGCACGCCUACGAAAAGAGACAGUUCUGCCCUGCAGGAUCUCUACAUACCCCCUCCACCAACAGAACCUUAUGUUCCCAGGGACGAAAAGGGAAAUCUUCCGUGUGAUGAUGUUGGCAGACACAUAGUGGGCAAGCCGGUUCACACAGGAUCCGAAUCUCCAAAUUCAUUCCUUGACCAAGAAUAUCGGAAGCGCUUUAAUGUCGUUGAAGAAGAUGCAGUUUUAUACUGCUAUGAAUAUGAGAAAGGAAGAACGAGCGGUCCUGGGAGGAGAGAGAGCACACCAACAUAUGGGAAACUAAGGCCUAUUUCUAUGCCAGUAGAAUAUAAUUGGGUGGGGGAUUAUGAAGACCCCAAUAAAAUAAAAAGAGAUAGUAGGAGAGAAAAUUCGUUACUUCGCUAUAUGAGCAAUGAGAAAAUAGGUCAAGAAGAAUACAUGUUUCAAAGGAAUAGCAAAAAGGAUACUGGGAAAAAAUCCAAAAAGAAGGGAGACAAGAGUAAUAGUCCAAGCCAUUACUCGUUGUUGCCUAGCUUACAAAUGGAUUCACUGAGGCAAGAAGUUAUGGGCACACCUGGACCAGAAACAACUUUGUAUCAUACAUUUCAGCAAUCUUCUCUACAGCAGAAAAGCAAAAAGAAGAACAAAGCUCCUAUUCCUGGUAAAAGCAAAAGAAGGAUCUCAUGUAAAGACCUUGGCCGAGGGGACUGUGAAGGCUGGCUUUGGAAAAAGAAAGAUGCCAAGAGCUAUUUCUCCCAGAAAUGGAAAAAAUAUUGGUUUGUCCUGAAAGAUACAUCUCUAUAUUGGUAUAUCAAUGAAGAGGAUGAAAAAGCCGAAGGAUUCAUCAGUCUACCUGAAUUUAAAAUCGAUAGGGCCAGUGAAUGCCGCAAGAAAUAUGCAUUCAAAGCCUGCCAUCCUAAGAUCAAAAGUUUUUAUUUUGCUGCUGAACACCUAGAUGAUAUGAACAGAUGGCUAAACAGAAUUAACAUGCUUGCUGCUGGCUAUGCAGAAAGAGAGAGGAUCAAACAAGAACAAGAUUACUGGAGUGAGAGUGAUAAGGAGGAAGCCGACACUCCAUCAACACCCAAGCAGGACAGCCCACCACCUCCAUAUGACACAUACCCACGGCCUCCUUCGAUGAGCUGCGCGAGCCCGUAUGUGGAGCCCAAGCACAGUCGCCUCUCGUCCACGGAGACCUCUCAGUCGCAGUCGUCGCACGAGGAGUUUCGCCCGGAGGCAGUGGGGAGCGCCACCGACUCGCCGGUGCGCAAGACGGCGAGCCAGCGGCGCUCCUGGCAGGACCUCAUAGAAACACCUCUGACGAGCUCGGGACUCCACUACCUGCAGACACUGCCGCUGGAGGACUCAGUGUUCACCGAGACCGUUGUGGUGUCCCCCGAGCACCGGCGGCAAUCCACGCUGCCCACCCAGAAGUGCCACCUGCAAGACCACUACGGCCCCUUCCCGCUCGUGGAGGGGGAGCGGAUGCAAGUGCUCAACGGAAACGGGGGCAAGCCCCGAAGUUUCACGCUGCCUCGGGAUAGUGGCUUCAAUCACUGCUGUCAGAGCCUUUCUGUCGGCACCGCCGAUCACCAUGAAGAGGCACCACAGAAGGAAGAAGAGGAAGAGGAGGAGGAGGAAGGCAAACCAGCAGAAGAAAACCAGGAAGACAAAACUGAAACUAUAAAAGAAAAAACAGCAGACUCCUUGCAAGACCUGUACAGAGCCUUGGAGCAGGCCAGCCUGUCUCCGCUAGGAGAAAGACGGAUUUCCACUAAGCUGGAGUAUAAGAAAUCUUUUAUAAAGAGAUGUAGUGAUCCAGUAGUCAAUGAAAAACUGCACCAGCUGCGAAUUCUGAAAAGCACUUUAAAGGCCAGGCAGGGAGAGGUAGCCGCUAUUGAUAAAGUUCUGGAUCAUCCUGAUUUGACCUCCAGAGACUUUCAGGAAUGGAAGCGAAUGUACCUGGACCUCUUUGCGCACACCCGUCCGAGCAGCACCCCAAGGGACUCUGUUAACGGCUCUUCGGAGGUUGAUGUCCUUAUAGCCACCUUAGCACACACCCACUCCUACAUUGAAACGCAUGUAUAGAGGGACUCAUUUUCUCCCUUUUACCACACUCCAGCCCUUUACUUACGUGUAUAGAGUAGUUUUUAUAGCAUUAUGUGAGAGCUCUAGUAAGUUAUAUUUUAAUGUUACACAGCUGUGUGAAGAAAACCUUCGUUGGUUAACAAUACCGUAUCUUUAAGGAGGAUUUGUAUAUUUUAUAUGCUACCAAUACUUGGCUCGCGUUUAUCUUCUGUGAAAUAAAUGAACAUGGUCUUUAACUAUUGAAGAGAAGUGUUGAAAAGCAUUUUUGGAAGACUGCAUCCUUCUCACAGAAAGUUCUACGGACAAAUGUUUUGUUACUGAAGGUCACUUUUACAAUGAAAUUUUUUAUUACAUAACUCCACUGUUGCAUUGCAUUGCAUUUUUGGAGUGCAGGUACUAUUUUGUUGGCGUGAAAAAACCUUUUUUUUUAUACUUAAUAAAAAACUCUAGGAGUUUUCUUAAAUGACAGGGAAAAAAUGUAAUGCAGUAGCUGUUUCAGGUUUGUCAAACAGAUAAAAGGAUAAAAAUCAGCAAACAAAAAUGACUAAUGUGAAUUUAAGUGUUAAGAGAUUAGGUCUUAUUUCCUUGCGAUUUUUUAAAAGCCUGUUGCUCAGGUUUACCAUCAGUACAAAGGGAUGCUGGUUUCUAUUCUAAUUAAAACCAAAUUAUUUGUUAUAUGUCUCUUAGCUAUAUUUCGUUGAUUUAAAAAAAAAAGUCAUGUUCCUGUCAUCCAUGCUUCUAUUGAAGGUAUUGGUAUAAUAUGCAGAUUUUGGAACAGAGAAAAUUUUUAUUUUGAACAUCCUUGUCAAAGGUAUUUCUCCUGCUCAGAAAAAAACAGCAGUGGAAAAGGUUCCCUAUAAAAUGCUCUGCAUCUGAGAGGCUUUGAAAAUUCCCACAAUAGAAGAGGAAUGAAUAGGAUUUUUCAAAUAGUCUUUUAUUUGUUUUGUGAGCUGUGAAAUUUGAGCAUAUUGUAUGCAGGGAAAAAAUGUGAAGGGAACAGAGCUGAGCACAGAACAUGAAAAAUAGCUGAGACCUUAAAAAGCCUGGUUUGCUUUUGAGAGGGUUUCAGUCUCCAGAUUCUGCUGAGUUCACAAGCCAAUUAAAAUGUUUUAGACUUCCAUGAGAUUUGAGAUGUGCAGGAGACAACCUGGUAAAUCUGAGUAGGAACAUCUCCUUAGAGUCAGGCACAUGCUAGGAAAGUGGGAUGUAAAUCUUAAAUCAUGUAUUUACUCUUUCUGGGCUUGUUUAUGAAGUGAGCAGAGCUUGACAAAAUAUUUGUGCUGCUUCUCAGUGUUUUGCUGCAUAAGUUAGGACUCAUGAUAUGAUUUAUUAAUGCUCAUGUGAAAGAGAAAAGCCUCCUUUGUACUUCUUAUAGUAAGUUGUACUCCUAACCAACUUGCCUAUUUAGCUCAGUGAAUGUUCUUUAAACUUCAUGAGCUCUGAUAUUUUCUGGC
Molecule: messenger RNA, 4587 nt
Organism: Nothoprocta perdicaria
Lineage: Eukaryota; Metazoa; Chordata; Aves; Tinamiformes; Tinamidae
Gene: CNKSR2
Product: connector enhancer of kinase suppressor of Ras 2
Exons: 22
Coding region: 38-3133 (1031 amino acids)
Biological process (GO): regulation of signal transduction
Cellular component (GO): membrane; cytoplasm
Molecular function (GO): protein binding
Source: RefSeq, a predicted model, not a curated record